Messenger RNA from Rhinopithecus roxellana (golden snub-nosed monkey), 1980 nucleotides. It is a transcript of the gene DIRAS3, whose product is annotated as DIRAS family GTPase 3. Gene Ontology annotation, cellular component: plasma membrane. NCBI's taxonomy places the organism in Eukaryota, Metazoa, Chordata, Mammalia, Primates, Cercopithecidae. The coding region runs from base 635 to 1324 and encodes 229 amino acids. The transcript has 4 exons. Gene Ontology annotation, biological process: signal transduction. Gene Ontology annotation, molecular function: GDP binding; GTP binding; GTPase activity. The record is from RefSeq and is a predicted model, not a curated record.
CGGUAUUCCUAGCCGCUGGUGGACCCGAUGGUGCGUCCUGCGAGGGUUCGGUGAGGGUUCUGCCAGGAUAGUAGCAGUGCGCCGAAGCAGUGAGAGGCACCCGGGGCUACUGGAGCCAGACCCUCAACCCGCCCUAGUGGUAGGCGAGGAACAACGAAAGCCACGUAUUCCCAUUUCUCUAGUGGCUGACAUUAAAGUAUUAUUUGUGGAAAAGAUUAUCUUUCUUGCAUUAAACUGCUUUUGGACCUUCGUCAAAAAUCAGUUGGACCGGUUUUUCUUGGCAAAGUUUUGCCUGAAGCUUAUUCCAACAGAUGCCAAGCUGACCUCGGGCCGCUCUGCGUUGGUGCGUUGGGCCAGCCCCUCCCGGCUGGUUUCUCACCACGCAUCGCGCAAGCGGAAUUUAUGCCUGUUACCCACACUCCCUGCGCCCCCGCACCCCGCUCCUGUGCGCAAGUCGGAAUCAAACCUCAGAGGAGUGAGCGUUCGGGGCGUCCAGUUGGUUGUCGCGGCAGUCUCUGCGAGCAGCGCAUUUGUCUUCUAGGCUGCGUGGUUCGUGCCUCCGAGAAAGGGAGUCUCCUGCUGCCAGCUAAGUGUGGGAGAACUUGUGCACGUAUAUCCCCUCCGAAUCCCAAAGAUGGGUAACGCCAGUUUUGGCUCCAAGGAACAGCAGCUGCUGCAGCGGUUGCGGCUUCUGCCUGCCCUGCUUAUCCUCCGCGCCUUCAAGCCCCACAGGAAGAUCAGAGAUUAUCGCGUCGUGGUAGUCGGCACCGCUGGUGUGGGGAAAAGCACGCUGCUGCACAAGUGGGCGAGCGGCAACUUCCGUCAUGAGUACCUGCCGACCAUUGAAAAUACCUACUGCCAGUUGCUGGGCUGCAGCCACGGUGUGCUUUCCCUGCACAUCACCGACAGCAAGAGUGGCGACGGCAACCGCGCUCUGCAGCGCCACGUUAUAGCCCGCGGCCACGCCUUCGUCCUGGUCUACUCAGUCACCAAGAAGGAAACCCUGGAAGAGCUGAAGGCCUUCUAUGAGCUGAUCUGCAAGAUCAAAGGUAACAACCUGCAUAAGUUCCCCAUCGUGUUGGUAGGCAAUAAAAGUGAUGACAUCCACCGUGAGGUGACCCUGAAUGAUGGUGCCACCUGCGCGAUGGAGUGGAAUUGCGCCUUCAUGGAGAUCUCGGCCAAGACAGAUAUGAAUGUGCAUGAGCUGUUCCACAUGCUGCUGAAUUACAAGAAGCAGCCCACCACCGGCCUCCAGGGGCCCCAGAAGAAAUCCCAGAUGCCCAACACCACUGAGAAGCUGCUUGACAAGUGCAUAAUCAUGUGAGCCCUGGGCCUUAAGAGCCAGCUCUUCCUAUCCUGUAGUGUGUAGAUAACGUGGACUCAUUUCAUCGUGCUACAUGAACAUGGUUGAUUUUGUGCUGUUUGGACUGUAACAUCCAUAUUGUCAAUAAAUAUACCUUGUAAGUGGAUAACUUUUCUUUUUCCCAGGCCAGAGAAUUCAAAUUGUUAAAAUAUUGGCAUUUGAAGAGGAGAACAAAAGUAGCAUGAUAUAUUUAAAGUAAGGCCUUUAGUAAUAAAUUUAAUAAGAGAAAAUGUUUUGAAAAGAACAAAACAUCAAAAUGAAUAGAAAGCAAAAUUGGAAGGUGUCCUUUUGGUAACCCUAUUAUUGUGUAUUACCUUUAAACAUUUCACAUCCUGUAAGUGUUUAAUCAUAUCUUUUAAUUGUGUAUUUAAUUAAGAAAAGUGUUUUCACAACAAAAGCUUUUGAUAAAUUGCUGCGUGACAUAUACUAUAUUAAGAAAUGAAUAUGCUAUAGCUGAUCAUUAGGGGUUUGGGAGCAGAGAAAAUUGUGAAAGUGGAACUCUCUCACUAAAGAUGUUAGUAGUUUCCUAUGUCAUUUAAAAAUGUUUGAGUAUUCUGCAUAGCAGUUUUUAAAAGUGUAACAGCUUCUUGACUUAAUAAAGCUUUUCCUGCAUGCAA